CGUUUCUAUCGCUAUAUCUUAAUAGAGUACAUUCCUACUGCGUGUAAACGUAGCACAACCACAAAUAAUAGAUUGAUCAAUUAACCAAUAGGCGACGAGCGCGAUCGACCAAUAGGAGGAAGUGUACACGGAAUAUUUGGAUGGGCUUUAUCACCUUGUGUCGCUUUUGUCCAAGGUGUUAAUUCGCAGCCACGGAAUGUACGCGAUGAUAAUCCGUGUACAUAUGGUCACGGAAUAUUUGGAUGUACAUUACUCGGUUGGGCUUUAUCAUGGUCGUGCAUUACAGUUUCCCAAGAAAUGAAUCCAAAUUGUCGUCCGUUAAUUACCAAUGCAAUAAAAAAAAGUAAUAAUAAAUAAAAAGGGAAAUAGAAGUUUUCCCGUCUAUGACUUGAUGACGGGGCUAACGUUUGCCCGAUUCGAAGUCGAUCGAAUCUCGAAUAGUUGGAUUUUUGGUUGGAUUGUUAGACAUUGGUUGGACACAAGGAUUCUUGGUCUUUGGUUGGACAAGAAUACAUUUGACAAGAAUUUGACAUAAGAAAUGAAUGAAUGAGUGCAACACUACUCUGUCUGUCCGUUGUGCGAGCGAAUGUACGUUACGAAAGUGAAUUUUUAGAAAUAAAUUCAGGAAACAGUGGUUAAAUAUCCGCAAUUUUACAUUAAUAGGCGAAAAUGGAAGUGACCGACGAAAAUCUGGCUACGUUGGCGAAUUACUUACAGCAAACCUUGAAUCCAGAUCCUAACAUUAGGCGGCCCGCAGAGAAAUUUCUGGAAAGUGUGGAAAUAAAUCAGAACUAUGCCAUUCUGCUGCUUCACCUCAUAGACAAGGAUGCAGUAGACAUGAACAUCCGUGUAGCAGCAGCUAUUGCCUUCAAAAACUAUAUCAAAAGAAACUGGCCUGUGGAAGAAGACAGUGCAGACCGGAUCCAUGCUUCAGACCGUGCCACAAUCAAGACUCUCAUAGUGAACAUGAUGUUGAAGUCUCCGGAGGCUAUCCAGAGACAGUUCAGUGACGCUGUGUCUAUCAUCGGAAAGAGUGACUUCCCGGAGAAGUGGCCCAGUCUCAUUCCAGAGAUGGUGGAGAAGUUUGCUACAGGCGACUUCCACGUGAUCAACGGUGUCCUCCGCACGGCGCACUCCCUGUUCAAACGCUACAGAUACGAGUUCAAGUCACAGAAACUGUGGGAAGAGAUCAAACAUGUGCUAGACAAUUUCGCCAAACCGCUCACAGACUUGUUUGUUGCCACAUUGGACCUAAGGAACACCCACGCAGACAACCCGCAGGCGUUGAAAGUGAUCUACAGUUCGCUGGUGCUCAUCUGCAAAGUGUUCUACUCACUCAACUGUCAAGAUCUACCGGAGUACUUUGAAGACAACAUGCCUAUUUGGAUGCCCAAUCUCCUCAACCUACUGCAAGCUAAAGUGCCUUGCUUGGAGACCGAGGACGAUGAGGACAAGCCGGGCGUAAUGGAGCAGCUGCGCACGGAGGUGUGCGAGUGCGCGGCGCUGUACGCGCUCAAGUAUGAGGAGGAGUUCGCGCCGCACGCGCCCGCCUUCGUCACCGCCGUGUGGACCGUGCUGCUCUCCACCGGCCCGCACACCAAGUACGACGCGCUGGUUGCGAAUGCGCUGACGUUCCUCGCGAAGGUAGCAGAGAAGAACAGCUACAAAAGCUUGUUUGAGGACCCCAACACCCUCAGCAGUAUCUGUGAGAAGGUCGUCAUACCCAACAUGGAAUUCCGAGAGUCGGACAUGGAGUUGUUCGAAGACAACCCAGAAGAGUACGUGCGGCGCGACAUCGAGGGCUCCGACGUGGACACGCGGCGCCGCGCCGCCUGCGACCUCGUCAAGACCCUCGCUCAGCACUACGAGGAUAAGAUGAUGACCAUCUUCGGGCAGUACGUGCAGCUGAUGCUGAGCAAGUACGGUGAGGCGGGCGGCGCGGCGUGGCGCGGCAAGGACACGGCGCUGUACCUGGUGACGUCGCUGGCGGCGCGCGGCAGCACGGCGGCCGCGGGCGUCACGCGCGCCUCGCCGCUGGUGGACCUGGCGCAGUUCGCCGCCACGCACGUGCUGCCCGAGCUGCAGCGGCCCGGCGUGACGGAACUCCCCGUGCUAAAGGCGGACGCCAUCAAAUACCUGAUGACAUUCCGUUCGCUGCUGCCCAAAGAGUUGCUCGUUAACGCCUUCCCGCUUGUGAUCCAGCACAUCAGCGGGCGCGGCGUGGUGUGCACGUACGCGGCGUGCGCCGUGGAGAAGCUGGUGGCGGGCGGCAUGGUGCCGCGGCCGCAGCUGGCGCCGCACGCCGCGCCGCUGCUGGGGGCGCUCUUCGCCGCGCUCGACGACCACAACGAGUACAUCAUGAAAGCGAUCCUCCGCACGCUGGCGUGCCUGCAGGAGGCGGGGCUGUCCUUCCUGGGCGAGGCGCUGCCCAAGCUGGCGCAGAUGCUGGCCGUCGUAGCCAAGAACCCCUGCAAGCCGCACUUCAACCACUACCUCUUCGAAACUCUUUCCUUGGCUGUCUCUUUGGUGACAAAGUCCAACCCGAACGCUAUCACGGCAUUUGAAGACGCGCUUUUCCCAAUAUUCCAAGAAAUCCUGCAGAAUGAUGUCCAAGAAUUCAUGCCGUACGUGUUCCAAAUGCUGUCGCUGCUGCUGGAGCUGCGCGGGGCGGGGGCGGCGGCGGGGGCGGGCGGCGCGGCGGGCGGGGACUCGGACGCGUACGGCGCGCUGCUGCCGUGCCUGGUGGCGCCGCCGCUGUGGGAGCGGCCCGCCAACGUGCGCCCGCUCGUGCGCCUGCUGUGCGCCUUCGUCGCCGCACGGACCGACCUCAUCCUCAGGACUAACAAGCUGAACGCAAUGCUGGGCGUGUUCCAGAAACUGAUCGCGUCCAAGACGAACGACCACGAGGGCUUCUACCUCAUACAGACCAUGCUGUUCAAGUUCGGAGAACAAGUGAUGCAGCCAUACACGAAACAGGUUAUGACCCUCCUGUUCCAGCGGCUCUCGUCCUCCAAGACCACCAAGUACGUGCGCGGCCUUAUUGCCUUCCUGGGGUUCUACGCCGCGCACUUCGGAGCCGAUCCCCUGAUAGACCUUGUGGACUCCGUACAGGCCAAUAUGUUCGCGAUGUACGUAGAGCGCGUGCUGAUCCCGGACCUGCAGAAGGUGAGCGGCGCGCUGGAGCGCAAGGCGGCCGCCGUGGGCUGCGUCAAGCUGCUCACUGACUCCGCGCACUUCCGGCAGGGGGCGCUGGCGCAGCUGUGGCCCAAACUGUUGCAGGCGCUGAUCGCGCUGUUCGAGCUGCCGACCGACGAGUCCUCGCUGCCGGACGAUCACUUCAUAGAAGUGGACGACACGCCCGGCUACCAGGCGCAGUACAGCCACCUCACCUGCGCCAAGGGGGUCAGCAACGACCCGCUAGCCAGUAUCGAGGAUCCAAAGCGUUAUCUAGCGGAAAGCCUCGGCAACGUGUCGCGAUCGAACCCUGGACUCCUUCCUCCGAGGGUGGCAGCAUUGGACGAACAGCAUCGCAACGUUCUUCAGGUGUACCUAAACGCGUACUCAGUGCAGAUCUGUUGAAAUUACAUGGGGUUUUAGUGUGGGCCGAUAGAUGGCGGUAGUGAGACGUGAGGUCCGGUGGAAACUAGAAGCAUUGUAGUUUGUACUAGAGACGAUAAUGACAAAAAUAAAAUCCCGUUACAUGAGUAUUGUACAUCGUAAGAACAUGCGUUAGUGAAGGAUUAUUCUUUUUAUAGCACUCAAUAGUGCUUAAUUGUUAAACAAAGUCGAUAAGUUUGACUCGGACGCGAUUUAAACCAACAGCUCUACUCAAGUCAGGAUGAAGAUGGUGGUUAACACGCUCGUCCCAGCUUGACAAUAGCUGCGCUUUCAAAUCCAGUCCUAGUCAAAGUUUUUCAUAUUGAUUUUCUCUAUUCAUUAAGUCAAAAUUACAGUACGGCCGCCGUAACGUAAGAAGUCCGAUUUGACUCAGGAAGCCAGCACGGAAAAUUACACCUCAAUGGCAUUCAUACUAGAACUAUGCUUUUUGAUUCGCCGCAGUCGGGUUAAAACGGACUUCUUACGGCGGUCGUACUAUAGGGAAAAACCUUGUGAUCUACCAUCAUGUGAUUUACCAUCAUAUUGGCCCCGAUUCCUGCAGACACAUCCUAAAUUCCUAAUUUUAUUUUAAGUCAUACCCGUCAAUUUCGUAUCCGCCGGAAAGGAAAAGGAUAAAAUUUAUGGAACGCACGUCAAUUUUAGGCCGAAAUUUUAAAAAGCCUUUCAGAAAUUUUAUAUUCGUCAAUAACCCGACAGAAUUAAGUUAACAGCACACGUAAAACGGAUUGCAUAUGAGCGAGAUGCCUUUUAUUCGCCCAGGUUAUUCAUAUUUUUCUUUUUCGGCGGAUAAGAAAAUAACCGAUAUAACUUAAAAUAAAAUUAGGAUGUCUGCAGGAAUCGGGGCCACUAUUUAUGAAAACUCAUUAAAGUAAAGUUGUACAAUUUCUGGUUUGCCCUACUUAACGAAUGAUGACAUAUAUUAUUAUCUCUUGUCUUUCUCGUACUAAGCUAUAUACUUUUAUUGCGAAAAGAUAUGCCAUCUUUUGUUUUUUUCACACUAGGCGAUGUAUUAUAUAUCUGUUCUGCUGUCAUUCUAAUUAUUCUAUGUCAAAUAGGGUGUCAUCUCAUAUUUCAAUAACGCCAUUGUAUCCUGGUAAGUUGACUGAUAAGGAGGAUGUUGAUAGUGAAAUUGUGUAAAGUUUUGUGAGGCGACGUGUAUGGAAGACUCGUUAGAGAAAAUUGGGUGUAAAAUGUACAGUAAAAUUAAGGGUAUAAUCAUUUAAACUCAUAAGUGUAUGUAUCACAAAUAAUAGGGUAGCUUCCAACUAGUCAAAUCAGUUACUUUUUACUAAACGUCAAAACACGAAAUUACUAUGGAAUUUGUAUGAAAAAGCAACCUGGGACGUCAUAGAAAAGUGACAAAAUGUCGCACUUUCCUUAUUAAAAUCCAUGAACC
Pectinophora gossypiella (pink bollworm) is the source of this 5014-nucleotide messenger RNA. RefSeq names its product exportin-2 (gene Cse1). The coding region runs from base 670 to 3579 and encodes 969 amino acids. NCBI's taxonomy places the organism in Eukaryota, Metazoa, Arthropoda, Insecta, Lepidoptera, Gelechiidae. Gene Ontology annotation, cellular component: nuclear envelope; cytosol. The record is from RefSeq and is a predicted model, not a curated record. Gene Ontology annotation, molecular function: nuclear export signal receptor activity; small GTPase binding. The transcript is spliced from 19 exons. Gene Ontology annotation, biological process: protein export from nucleus; protein import into nucleus.